This is a messenger RNA of Prunus avium (sweet cherry), 1635 nucleotides long. RefSeq lists its product as uncharacterized. The record is from RefSeq and is a predicted model, not a curated record. Lineage: Eukaryota; Viridiplantae; Streptophyta; Magnoliopsida; Rosales; Rosaceae.
GAGAGUGCAUUUCGUUCCAUCAAAACAACAAGAAGAAAGAGGAAGAAGAAGGAGAAAGAACCUCUCUGUAGUUUCGGCCUUCGGUUUUUCUUCUGCUUUAGAAUUUAAAGAGGAAUUCGGGGGAGAAUUCAAAGCUUUUCUCUGAGCCUGUUGUGUGUUCGCGGGAGAGACAAGGAGAGAAGAGCUUGCAGAGAUACAUUCACAAGAGCUUUUGGGGGAAUUUGAAGUGAAAUCAAUCGAUUUCCUGGGAUAAUUUCCAAGCUGGAUCUCAUUUCAUUGAAAUUUACAGAGAAAAGGUCGAGAAAUCUAGUUUAAAGGUACAUUUCCAGGAGAUUUGACCCCUUUUUUUGAAGAAAUCUCAACUGGGGUAUGAGAUAAAGAAGAACAAGCAUCUCUCAUUCAUGAGUGUCAGGGACAUAGGCUCUAAGUUUCAAUCAUUUCGUUGAUUUUCGGCUCUAGAUUUGCAUUUUGCAAAGUCAGAAGGCCUAGAAGAGCAAGAUUGCCCAAAAGAAGCAAACUUUCUUUAGCAAAUUCAGGAUUGUAGCUGCUUGCGAAAUCUCAGUAUAACAGGUGUACAAAAGGAGAUGGAAAGGGACUGUCUUAGGCACACCCAUACUAAAGACACCCACAAUUCCAACACUCGAGACAGAACCGGAGGGGACGCCUCAGCCUCUCUGCUGUUGAGAGCGAGUUCCGAUGCCAUACGACACGCAACGACGUCGUCCGAUUUCGUUUUGCAGUGGGGGAACCGCAAGCGCCUCAGGUGUAUGAAGAUCCAGGUCAAGGACAAGGGCAAAGACGACUCCGACGCCCCGGUUACCCGAACCACAGUCCGGGUCGACCGCCGGGUAUUCCGACCCGAUAAGGACCCAGCCAAUCAGCCCUCCACCGCCGGUAACUCUAAUCAGACGAAUGGGUAUUUAAAUCUCCGUCAACGGCCGUUAUCUCCGCAGCAGCCGCCACUUCAGCGUGUUCUCAGAAACUCAGAGACCACAACAAGUGCCAUGAGAGGCCAGAGCAACGGAGGCUUGAGGGGAAUUGCAUCACCCGACAACAGAGGGGGUGCGCACGAUAAGAAAGGCAAUCACCACCACAAUCACCACCACCAUAAUAAUGAGAAUAACAACACCAAGUCUGCAGCUUCUUCGGACACGGCGCACGAUAGUAAGAAGGGGGGAGGUGGGUCUUCAUCGGGAAGCGGCGAAGCAGCGUUGGCGCCACCGAUGAUCUGGCCGCCGAAGUUCGUGAUUGCUUUGACCAACAAAGAGAAAGAAGAGGACUUCAUGGCAAUCAAAGGGUCAAAAUUGCCUCAGAGACCCAAGAAAAGAGCAAAGUUCAUUCAACGCACCCUCAAUCUGGUAAGCCCAGGAGCAUGGCUCUGUGAUCUGACCCUAGAACGGUACGAGGUCAGAGAGAAGAAGAUUUCCAAGAAGAGACCAAGAGGGCUAAAGGCGAUGGGCAACGUGGAGUCUGACUCUGAAUAGAAAGGACUUUUAGUGAAAAGACUAAUAUAGCAUUUUCGUUUUUUUUUUCCCCUUCUUUUUUUGAAGGUAUGAGAAAAAUGUUAGAACCUUUGUAAAAUCUUCACCUUUCAACCAUCAGAAUAAUGAAUGGAUUCAUUUCCGGUCCUGUAUA